AUGACAUCAUUUGGCUCAACAAAAGUUAUUCGAGACAAUUUUAUGCCUUCUUUCAAGAUUCAGGGUCAAAUAUAUAAUCGAACAGGUUCCUUAUUGCCAAUACCUGAUGAAGACUAUAAAUUUUUGCAAAUAUAUUUUAUCGGCAAUUCAGUAAGAGAAGUCGAUCAGCGUUGCGCACACAACAACUCAGUGAAAAGAUCCAUUGUGGAACAACUUCAAACAUUUUUCCAUCAACACAAUGAAUUAGUUGCAUUAUUCACAACUGCAUUAGACCGCAUGCCAUCAGAUAAUCAUAAAAUUGUUAUCAGAGCCGAUAAGGCGCCUGCAGGACAACAUGCUGGACGUUUUAAUGUGCCAACAAUUGAUGAAGUGGCUAUUGUCGUCGCGGGGGAAAAUUUUGAAAACCGAGACAUUGUUUUACAUCGGCGGAACAAUCAACUUCAGCGUGUGUCUGAAACACAUCGAUCAUAUGAUGCCUUACAAUAUCCUAUCCUAUUGAUGCAAGGUGAAGAUGGCUAUCAUUUUUCAAUUAAGAUGAUAAAUCCAGUUACAGGUGCUGAAACGAACAAAAAAGUUAGUUCAAUGAAUUAUUAUUCAUACAGACUGAUGGUUCGAAUCAAAAUAUAUUCUGUUCUUUUCUCUAUUCUAGCUGACCCGGCGACCUUCGUACCGCCUUAG
Molecule: messenger RNA, 678 nt
Organism: Pieris macdunnoughi
Lineage: Eukaryota; Metazoa; Arthropoda; Insecta; Lepidoptera; Pieridae
Source: the annotation of a GenBank genome assembly